Striga asiatica is the source of this 1332-nucleotide messenger RNA. Lineage: Eukaryota; Viridiplantae; Streptophyta; Magnoliopsida; Lamiales; Orobanchaceae. The record is from the annotation of a GenBank genome assembly.
AUGGGGCCAAUGAUGAUCGAGCAAGAGGGCCACCGUCAAAGUGUUAGCCUGUCGAGAAUUGCAGUUUCGGACACUCACGGUGAGGAUUCACCGUAUUUUGCUGGGUGGAAAGCGUACGAUGAAGACCCUUAUGACGAGUCACUCAAUCCCUCGGGUGUCAUACAAAUGGGACUUGCCGAAAAUCAAGUUUCGUUCGAUUUGGUAGAGCAAUACCUUGAAAAACACUCAGAUGCUACCAACAUUGGUACAAGUUCUGGAUUCAGAGAGAACGCCUUGUUUCAAGACUAUCACGGCCUUCUGUCUUUCAGACAGGCAAUGGCAAGCUUUAUGGAGCAAAUAAGAGGCGGCCGCGCAAAAUUCGACCCCGAAAGAAUCGUAAUUACAGCUGGCGCCACCGCCGCCAACGAGCUCCUCACCUUCAUCCUCGCCGACCCUGGCGACGCCGUCCUCGUCCCCACCCCUUACUAUCCAGGGUUUGACCGGGACCUCCGGUGGAGAACCGGCGUGAACAUCAUCCCCGUCCACUGCCACAGCUCCAACAACUUCGCCAUCACACCCGAAGCCCUCGACUCUGCCCUCGAUCACGCCAGAGCCGCCAACACAAAAGUCCGAGCCCUCCUCAUCACAAACCCCUCAAACCCUCUCGGUGCCACCCUCUCGCGCGCCACCCUCGACCUCACGCUCGACUUCGUGUCCCGUCACGACCUUCACCUCGUCUCGGACGAGAUCUACUCUGGCUCCGCCUUCUCCCCCGACGAGUUUGUCAGCGUAUCUGAAGUCCUCAAGUCACGAGGUUAUAGAGAUUCCGAGCGCGUCCACGUCGUGUACAGUCUGUCGAAAGACCUUGGCCUCCCGGGAUUCCGCGUGGGCACGAUUUACUCGUACAACGAUCGAGUUGUCCAGACAGCUCGGAGGAUGUCGAGCUUCACGCUCAUCUCGUCACAGACACAGAAGCUACUGGCGUCGAUGCUUUCGGAUAAAGAGUUUACGGAGAAGUAUGUAAGGGUUAAUCGGGAGAGGUUGAGGGGGAGGUAUGAGGCGAUUGUGGAGGGUUUGAAGAGAGCCGGGAUAAGGUGUUUGGGAGGGAAUGCGGGAUUGUUUUGUUGGAUGGAUUUGAGUGUGGAGUUGAGGGAAGGGAGUAGGGAAGAUGAGUUGGAGCUUUGGGUGAAGCUUUUGAGGGAGGUUAAGGUGAAUGUGUCGCCGGGGACGUCGUGCCAUUGCUCGGAGGCUGGGUGGUUUAGGGUUUGUUUUGCGAAUAUGAGUGAGAGGACGCUGGAGGUGGCAUUAGGGAGGAUACAUGACUUCAUGGAGAGGAGGAGGAGGAGGAAUUAA